AUGGUCUCCUUUGUCUCCAUUUCUCAAGGCAUCAGUCUCUUCAUUGUCGUCUCUAGCAUGCUGGUUGGUUCCACUCAUGCUGCUCCUGCUUCUUCUCACAAUAGUAGCAGUAAGAAUGCUACUACUUCUGAUGCCUCUACAUUUACGCUCCCUCCUAUCAUUUCGAGCCGUGUUACUCCUCCCAAGGUUCCCUCUGGAAACCAUAAUGUGGAAGAUGCCAAUGUAGCCAAGAACAAGAAAUGGUUUGAAGCUCAUGGUGGUAAACUCAAUGUCACCAAACGAAAUGAUGAAACUGUCGGAGGCUAUACCAUGGACCUUCCUUCCAAUGCACCACCAGUCCCUGCCGUGCCAUCCGCAUCUACUGUAGUUAUCGCAUCUACUGCUCAGAUUUCCGAGUUCAAGAAGUAUGCUGGCAUUGCUUCUACCGCUUAUUGCCGAUCUGUCGUCCCUCUCAAUCAAUGGAGCUGUACCAACUGUCUGAAAUUUGUUCCUGAUGGCAAGCUCAUCACGACAUUCACUUCUUUGGUUACUGAUACCAAUGGUUUCGUCUUGAGAAGUGAUGCCCAAAAGACCAUCUAUGUCGUUUUCCGUGGUACCAACUCCAUCAGAAGUGCCAUCACUGAUUUGGUCUUUGAUUUGACUAAUUAUACUCCUGUGUCUGGUGCCAAGGUUCAUACUGGCUUCUACGCUUCCUACAAGGCAGUUGUCAGUGAUUACUUCCCUGCUGUUCAAAGUCAAUUGACCGCCUACCCUGGUUAUAAAGUUAUUGUUACAGGUCAUUCACUUGGAGGUGCUCAAGCAUUGCUUGCUGGUAUGGAUCUCUAUCAACGUGAACCAAGACUUUCCAAGAGCAACCUCGCCAUUUACACAGUUGGCUGUCCUAGAGUAGGCAAUCCUGCCUUUGCUUACUAUGUUGAUUCAACUGGUAUUACUUUCUCCAGAAGUGUCAACAACAGAGACAUUGUGCCUCAUGUUCCUCCUCAAGCCUGGGGCUUCCUUCAUCCUGGUGUAGAAGCUUGGGCUAGAAGCUCAAGUAAUGUUCAAAUUUGCACACCCAACAUUGAAACUGGCUUGUGCUCCAACUCCAUUGUGCCUUUCACUAGCUUCACGGAUCAUUUGACCUACUACGAUCUGAAUGAGGGUCUUUGUCUUUAA
Mucor velutinosus is the source of this 1155-nucleotide messenger RNA. Its product is annotated as Ca(2+)-dependent cysteine protease. The transcript is spliced from 7 exons. The coding region runs from base 1 to 1155 and encodes 384 amino acids. The record is from RefSeq and is a predicted model, not a curated record. Gene Ontology annotation, biological process: lipid metabolic process. Lineage: Eukaryota; Fungi; Mucoromycota; Mucoromycetes; Mucorales; Mucoraceae.